UUGAUCAUAACUGGAAAGACAAAUCAAUCAGCAAUGAGCUAUUGGUGAAGCUAGUUUCAAGCAACAAUCCAAGUUGUAUCAUUGUGCCAAAAAAGUGAUUUACUGCUUCAUCACAAUUACUGUGGCUACAGAUCAACAGUUAUUCAAUAUUGCUGAUUUUAUAUAAUAUUUAAUUACUGAUAAGAUAUUCAAGUGUACAUGUUCAACAGUUGAGCAUUGAUUUGCUUGUUUUUUUUGAUAUUUUUACUCAAUCUAGUCAUCGUAAAUUGAUUACCAUGAAAAAUCUUGCCAUUUUUUGUUUCAUUUUUGGUUUUCUUGGAUCACAUUUGAUUGCAGGAAAAUCUGUCGGAAAAUCUGCCAAUUUAAAGGAAAUUUUAAUUUCGAAAGAUGCUGUAGUUGGAGCAUCAGAUGUUGAAGCUUCAAAUACUGCAGAUCAAAAUACUACGACAACAGAAGUUGUGAAGCCAGAUACUAAAACAACAGAUACAAAAACAGAUACUAAAACAGAUACUAAAAAAGAUACUAAAAAAGAUACUAAAAAAGAUACUAAAACAGAUACUGAAGCUCCAGAAGUUGUAGCGCCAAUAAAACAAACUCCCGACGUUGUAGAUCCAAAUACUAAGACUCCAGUUACUGAAGCUCCAGAAGUUGUAGCGCCAGAAAAACAAACUCCCGAUGUUGUAGAUCCAAAUACUAAGACUCCAGUUACUGAAGCUCCAGAAGUUGUAGCGCCAGAAAAACAAACUCCCGAUGUUGUAGAUCCAGAUACUAAGAACCCAGUUACUAAAGCUCCAGAAGUUGUAGUCCCAGAAAAACAAACUCCCGACGUUGUAGAUCCAAAUACUAAGACUCCAGUUACUGAAGCUCCAGAAGUUGUAGCGCCAGAAAAACAAACUCCCGAUGUUGUAGAUCCAAAUACUAAGACUCCAGUUACUGAAGCUCCAGAAGUUGUAGCGCCAGAAAAACAAACUCCCGAUGUUGUAGAUCCAGAUACUAAGAACCCAGUUACUAAAGCUCCAGAAGUUGUAGUCCCAGAAAAACAAACGCCCGACGUUGUAGAUCCAAAUACUAAGACUCCAGUUACUAAAGCUCCAGAAGUUGUAGCGCCAGAAAAUAUAACAGAUUCAAACUCAUCAACAUUGCCAACAGAAACAGAGGCUCCAACAUCUCUCAUUCCGUCAAACACAACAGCAGUGGAAGUUUCAACUUUGCCAACAGAAACAGAGGCUCCAACAUCUCUCAUUCCGUCAAACACAACAGCAGUGGAAGUUUCAACUUUGCCAACAGAAACAGAGGCUCCAACAUCUCUCAUUCCGUCAAACACAACGGAAGUGGAAGUUUCAACUUUGCCAUCAGAAACAGAGACUCCAACAUCUCUCACGCCAGUAAACACAACGGAAGUGCCACAAAAUCCUCCGUCUCAAACCGGAAAAGUCACUGACAAACCAGCAAUUGAGAAACCGACAACGGACACACCAGGAACAACCAAAGCACCUACAACUGAAGCUUUGGUUAAACAUAAGUAUAAAAUGAGUGGAGGUGCAACAGCUGGAAUUAUUGUUGCUGUAUUAGCCGUAUUUGUAGUAUUGGGAGGUGUUUAUUAUCAUUAUUCAUCUAAACGACUUCCAAAAACUAAAAAUGCUUCGAUGUCAUUAAAGGAAUCUCGGUCUAAAGCUUUCAAUAAAGAUUCAUGAUUUUUCUGAUAAGAAACAUUUACUUUUAUAUCGAUUGACAUAUUGAACUCUUGACAUGGUAAAUCACAGUAAAAAUGCGACAACUAGCGCUUGAGGUGGGCAUUGUCCCUUACUAACAUCAAAACCUCUCAAUUGCUGUAUCUUAUGCUUUAAUCUUUGGCUUAAAGUGUAGUUAAAAUUGAGAAUGGCUCAAAUCGUCCUAAAUUACUGAUUUUUUCAUUGCAUUUGAUAACAAAACAUUCGGUGUGAGUGUUUCAAUUUUGUAUUCAUUAAUUUUCUUUCCCUUCUAUCAGCUUCAAGAUCAUUGUUGGAUAAUUAAUGUUGAUCAUGAAUAAACGAUGAACUCCUUCAAUUCCAUGAAGAAUCAAUUAUGUUUAGAUCAAUUUGAUAGUCAGUUGCAAAGAUAAUUGCAUCAAUGUUUCUUAGAACAGUGUCAUUCUUUAAUUCAAUUGAAUAUUCCCAGGCUGAUUUGAAUAUGGCUCCUGGUUGAAUUACCCAAUGGAUGAAAUUUACCUUUUCCUUAACACAAUAACAUACAAACAAGUACAAUAGGUUUCAGUGGCAAAGUCGAAUACUUCAAGAGUAUCUUUGGCAUAUACAGACGACAUCAAAUGUCUGCGUGAAGGAUUCUUGAGUCUCAAGAUUACGAUAAUCCACAAAUCACUAAUCAUCAGUUACUAAAUUCAAAAGCCGAAAGCAGAAGAAAUAAAAGGAUUAGGUUUGAUGACAACAAGAGCGAAGUUCAUAGCUAAUGAUAAUACAGAAUAAAAUGUAUAAUAAUGAAGAUAUGCUGACAAUGAGUGUAAAAAUGAAAUUUUUGAAAGCAAAUGAUGCUAGAAAAACUCAGCUCAAUAACUCAAAUUCCAAUACAAAUUGUGUGAUAAAAUAUGAAUAGUAUUGUAUGAUACUUCGCAACCAGUGAGUGAAGUCUCGUUCAAAACCUAUUUACGAAUAUUUUCUUAUAUUAGAAUGAUGAGCUUAAAUCCACUUGGAUAUUGAUUGUGCGGAUAAUCAUUAGAUUCAUCAGCGCUGUUGGUAAAUCUGUCCUGAUUAAACUAAGAUGGGUAGAUUUGUACCAGUACAAUCUCCAUUAUCACCUUGGUUCUCUCUCUCAUCGUUUUCAUCAUGAAAAAAUCAAUAUAACCAUUUAUUUCAUAAUUAGAAAAACAAAUUAAUCAGCAACGAGCUAUUGGUGAAGCUAGUUUCAAGCAGCAACCCAAAGUUGAAUUAUUGGGGCAAAAAAGUGAUUUACUUCGACUGUCCACUGCAGAUCAACAUUUUAACACUAAUUUGCUUGUGUUUUCUCUUCGAUAUUUUUACUUGAUCUAGUCUUCGUAAAUUGAUUACCAUGAAAAAUCUUGCCAUUUGUUUCAUUUUUGCUUUUCUUGGAUCAUAUUUGAUUGCAGG
This is a messenger RNA of Tetranychus urticae (two-spotted spider mite), 3101 nucleotides long. RefSeq lists its product as uncharacterized. Lineage: Eukaryota; Metazoa; Arthropoda; Arachnida; Trombidiformes; Tetranychidae. The record is from RefSeq and is a predicted model, not a curated record.